Melitaea cinxia (Glanville fritillary) is the source of this 425-nucleotide messenger RNA. RefSeq names its product COP9 signalosome complex subunit 9. Lineage: Eukaryota; Metazoa; Arthropoda; Insecta; Lepidoptera; Nymphalidae. The transcript is spliced from 4 exons. Bases 19 to 255 code for a protein of 78 amino acids. Gene Ontology annotation, biological process: negative regulation of protein neddylation. The record is from RefSeq and is a predicted model, not a curated record.
AAAAAAGUAUAAUUGUCAAUGUCAGUUGCUGUCACAACAAGGAUAGUAUUUGGCAGUUUUUGCUUUAUAUUAAAAAUGAAACCAACUGUGGCUGCGGAUGAAAUGUUUCCUGAAGGAGUUGGACCCUAUAUGGAUUUGGAAGAGGCAGGGGGCCCUUCCAACCUUCUAAUGGACUUAGCUGCCAAUGAAAAAGCUGUGCAUGCUGAUUUUUUCAAUGAUUUUGAAGAUUUAUUUGAUGAUGAUGAUCUGAAAUAGUAUCUACAUGUAUAAAUUAGUGUGAUAAAUAUAAAUUUAUAAUAAUAAUUAAGCAACAAAAAAUUUGUUUUAUUUUCCUCUCAGACAUAUGACUUAAAUGGAGUUUUUAACUGUAUCAACCACUAUUUAGUAGAUAUCCUAUACAAAAAUUAAAAAUAUAGUUACUAUCA